Messenger RNA from Geodia barretti, 891 nucleotides. NCBI's taxonomy places the organism in Eukaryota, Metazoa, Porifera, Demospongiae, Tetractinellida, Geodiidae. The record is from the annotation of a GenBank genome assembly.
CUGCGGAGGGACCCCGUUUGGGACGGCGAAGCGUUGCUGUUCACCGUCAUACCGGCCUCCAAGAUCCUGCGCUACGACCCCAAGACCGGCGAAGUCUCCGAGUACUUUGACGAGGCUUUCAACACCAACGGCCUGUGCUUUGACGCAUCGGGCAACCUGUAUGGCUGCCAGCAGGGCCGGCGGCGCAUCGCCCGCUUUGACGCCGGAAGCAACACCGCGAUUUCGAUGCCCCACCUGCUGGACGGCAAACGGCACAACAACCCCAAUGACCUGGUCGUCGACAAGUCGGGCCGCAUCUGGUUCACCGACCCGUAUUCGGGCAUCGGCAACAGCGGGCCGCAGGAGCUCGACCACAUGUCGGUGCUGCGGUUGGACCCCAAGGGCAACGACCAGUGGGAUCUCGUAAGAGCGACCACCGACAUCAGCCGGCCCAACGGGAUCCUGAUCAGCCGCGACCAACGCACCCUCUACAUCGCCCAGAGUGAUUACGGCGCGGACCGCCGCCGCGAGCUGCGCGCCUAUCCCAUCAACGACGACGGCUCAUUGGGUGAGUACAAGACGCUCCACACCUUCGGCAUCGAUGGCGGCGCCGCGGAUGGCGACCUGCGCGGCCAGGGCAGCCAGGGCGUGCAGCGGGGCGUGGAUGGUAUGACGCUGGACGAAGACGGCAACAUCGUCGUCUGCGCCGGCUGGGAGGCUGCGGGCCCGGGCCCGCAGAUCUACGUCUUCUCUCCCGAGGGCCGCGUGCUCGAAACCCAUCCCAUGCGGGUCGACCGGCCCACCAACUGCUGCUUCGGCGACGCCGACAUGAAGACGCUGUACGUGACCACCGGCGGCGGCCACCUCUUCCGCGCCCGCACCGGCCGCACCGGCUGGAUCAUGUGGCCAUAA